AAGGAGGGAAUCAGGGAGGCGAUCAAAGGGUUCUGGGAAGAAGUAGGUGAGGUAGGUGAGAUGUUUAGUGUGAGAGAAGGAUGUGUAACACUGGAAAGGAAGAAUGCAGAUGAACUGGAUGAAAGAAUCAGUAGGGAGGAAGUGGAGAGGUGUGUGAGAAGGCAGAAGAAUGGCAAGGCAGCAGGUCCAGAUGAUAUACCCUAUGAGUUCUACAAGAAUGGUGGGAAGGUAGUGAUAGACAGAAUGACUGAGUUAUUCAACCGAGUGUGGGAUGAAGAGAGAGUCCCAAGAAAGUGGAAUGAGAGCCGAGUGUGUCUGUUGCAUAAGGGAGGAUUUAAGAGUAAGAAUGAGUUGAAGAACUACAGGCCAAUUGCAUUAGUGAGUACAAUAGGUAAAGUUUUCAAUGCAGUGUUGAAUGAGAGACUGUGUAAAUGGAUUGAGAGAGCUGGAGUGCUGGUGAAGAACAGAAUGGUUUUCGUAGGGAUAGGAGAGCUGAGGACAAUAUGUUUGUGGUGAAUGAAAUGAUUGAGAAGAAAAAGAAGGAUGGGGGUAAAUUGUACCUAGGUUUUCUGGAUAAAGAGAAAGCUUAUGAUACAGUGAACAGAGAAAUGCUAGGUAGAGUCUUAGAAAAGAUUGGAUUGAGUGCAAAGAUAGUUAACAUAGUGCAAAGUAUGUAUGUGGACACAAGAGCUAGAUACAGACUAGGAGACAUAGAAACAGACUGGGUGAAGAGUGAGAGAGGAGUUAGGCAGGGCUGUAUAUUAUCACCAACCCUUUUUAGCCUGUAUACAGAGGAGCUAGCAGCCAGGAUGAGAAGAAUGAAUGUAAGGAUAAGUGUGGUGAAUGAUAAAGUAUGUGUGCUCCUUUAUGCAGAUGACGUAGUUGUUAUGAGUGAAUCGGCAGAUGAGCUUCAAAGUUUGUUGGAUGUAGAGGAUGGCUAUGGUAAAGACUUUGAAGUAAGGUUUAGCAGUGAGAAAAGCAAAGUAAUGAUUGUGAAUAGGUCAGAGGAUGAAAGUAAUGUGGUAUGGAGACUUGGAGAGAAUGAGUUGAGACAGGUGCAAGAAUACAAGUACUUAGGGAUGUGGAUGAGUCCUAGUGGGUGUGCAAAGGCAAAGAGUGAAAAGAUAAGUAUGGUAAACCAGUGGGUAGGUCGAUUGGGAAGCGCGGCAAGGAUGAGAGCAAGUAUGAUGUGUUGAAAGAAGUGUGGAAGAGUGUGGCUGUGCCAUGUAUAAUGUAUGGUAUGGAUGUGAUUGCAUGGAAUGAAAGUGAAAUUGAUAAGUUAGAAGUGGGCCAGAAUAGAGUAGCAAGGAUGGCACUGAGUGCACCGAGGUGCACAGCAGUUGAAGCCUUGAGAGGUGACAUGGGAUGGAGCACCUUUAGAGAAAGACUCACAAAAGCCACACUUAGGUACAAGAUUAGGCUUGAGAGAAUGGAUGAUGCAAGAAUAGCAAGGAAGGUGUACCUGUGGAAUGCAAGUGGAAGCAAAUGGAGGAAGAGAUGCAUGAGAAUGACAGACAGGAAUGGAUUGCAAGUUGUGUGGGCGAUAAGAAUGGCUGGGAGGAAUCAAAAUGAGCGUGAAUGGGUGGUAACAAGAGGAGGCAGAGUGGGAGCCGAAUGGGAUGUGAGAAAAUGGAAGAAUGAGAUAGACAAAGAAGUGAAAUGUGUGGGACUGGAUGAAUGGAAGAAUGAGAUGGAAAGAAAGAAGACCCUGGAAUGGUACAAGGAAAAAGAGGCCCCGAGGUAUGAAAGGUGGUAUGAUGGAAGCCUGGGCGGUGAUCUCUUCCGAGCGAGGGCAGUGUAUGGAUGUGAAUGCAAGGAGUUACAGGUGGUCUGAGUCCCGCAGCAAAGUGUGCCAGAUGUGUGACAUGGGAGAGGAUGAGACGGUGGAACAUGUGGUGCUGGAGUGUGUGAAGUAUGCCAGAGACAGGUAUGAGAUGAUGCAAGUGAUACUGACUGAGUUAGGGCAUGAUAGGAAUGAAAGAGUGAAGACAGGAAAGGAAUGGAUGGUGUUGUUGCUGGGACUGUGUAGAGAGGCGAAUGAAAGGAUGAUUGAGGCGGUGAAAGAGUUUCUGGAGAGAAUGUGGCGUGCCAGGUGUAUGAACAAUUAGGACAGAGGCUGCUGUUCGUUUCUCUUUUUUCCCCCUUCUACAGGAGUUGCCGAUCCAAAGGCCUGGCUCAGGAGUGAUCCUGUGCCACCUAUACCAUCAACAUCAAGAUCAAGAUCGAGUUACUAUGAGUUUGUUUUGGUUACAAGCUGAAUAUCUGGGACACUGGAGGUAUGUCCUCCUGCCAGACCUACUGGUGAAACUUUUUUGAAUGCACUGACAGCCUUAUCUGGGUGCUGGACAGUGCUGAUGGAAACUGCAUAAGAGACUGUCAGGGGGAACUGAAGAAACUGGCGGGAAGUGCAUCCAGAAGCAGUGCAUGUGUGACGGCAUCAAUGGCUGCAGUAGUGGAGAGGAUGAAUUGGUGCAGCUGUGUGGCAUUGUUGAGUGCUGGGAGAAGAAUGGUGGGUGUGAGCACCUCUGCUUCAAAACUCAGAAGCUGUACUACUUCUGCCAGUGCCAGCCAGCUUACAGAUUCAAGAAGUUUAACUGUGAAGACAUUGAUGAGUGUGUGGCACCCAGGUCCUGCUCCCAGUAUUGCACUAACACCACUGGUGGCUUUCACUGCUCCAGUCAGCCUGGCUACUGUUGUGACUCUUCCAACUACACACACUGCAAGGCUGAUUCUGGCAAUCCCUAUCUCAUCUGCCAUAGAUACGACAUUUGGAUCCUGAGACUGAAGGAUGGAGAAGUGACCACCCUUGUCAAGGAUGCCAGGAGAACCACUGCUUUCAACUUCCACUACAAAACCAACCAGAUCAUUUGCUGUGACAACAAGGACAAGAAGAUCAAGAGUGAUAACAAUGAGGAUGCAACAAUGGUGGAUACUCUGCUUGCAGGACUCCUCCCUUUGCCAGUGUUUGGUUCACCCAGCAGCAGCACCAGCAGUAGUCAGAAGAUGGUGAUUGAAGUGUUGAAUCCCCAAGCUGGCAUGAUGCUAGGUGUUGUUCUGGACUCCCUGGUAGUUCUUGACCGUGCUGUUGGACUGCUGGGUGGGCUCUUGAAGUUGCUAUACUAUUGAGCAGGAUGGCAUUGUGCUCCUCCCACAGUAGUAUGACUACAGCAACACCCAGAAUAAAGUGUUGAUUGACCAUGAUGAUUUGUUACUACUAACACCAUAGAGGAGAGGGAAGUGGAGGUGCAGUCCUUUGGAUUGAGCGUACAAAAUAGAGAACAGGCAAGACUACUACUGCAGGUGUGGUCAAAGGGACAGGAGGAGAAGGGUGGAUUCUCAGAGAUGUACCAAAGAAGUAUUGAAGAUUGGCCACAAAUCUUCAUUACUGGUGUAGUGUAUUUUAUAUACCAUUUGUAGGUUAUGUAGACAGAUUUGUAGAUGUAAAGUGGGUUUUUUUUGCAGUACCCUAUUUACACCUGCAAAAGACAGUAAUAUGUAGAAGUUGUGCAUAACAUUGUGACAUGAAUUUACAGUGUAUAUAUGUAUGUAGUACUUAAAAGAAGAAAUUGUAGACCAAGAGAGGAAAGUAACCUUGGGACAUGAUUCCUCUGAUCUUCACUCUUCAUUCCUGUUAACCAUCAUGGUCGUUCAGGUGUUAAGGACCAAAUGACCAGUAUAUUCACUCCAUGCUGAAAUUGACCAAUGAGAUCACAGCUGAAACACGUGAAGAUAAUAUUCCUUGUUACGAGAGGCUGUUUUCAUAAUGAUGGGCUAUAAGCAGCUUGUCGACUAGUCACACCAACCAUUGGUCUGUAGAUGUCUUGUGGCUGUGUCAUGACUGUAGAUUAGUGAGUAGUUCUUAAGGCUAGUAGAUGAGUGUUUCUGUUCCUCUUGCAAGGUGUGACGUCCAUACAAGGACAGCAUUGCAUGUGGCUUUGUGAGGUGGCAAGAAUUGGUGAGCAGAAGAAUCUGUUUUCUGCUGUGUCUCAAGUCUAGAUCACAAAUGUUUUUUUUUUUUUUUUUUUAUCAGGUAAAGCACAAAGGUUUUGUCAAGUGUAUCAUAAGAUGAUGUGACACAUAGGUGACAAAUGUGUCUUUCAAUGCAACACUUAACUUACGUUUCUGGCCAAUGUCUUGUCACGUGCUGCAGGUUUUGUUACCUGUAUUUAUUUUUAUAUCUAGUGAUAUGAUAGCUUGUGAGUGAUACUUCUAUGUUUUUCUAAUGGCAACACCUUAUUUAUUGAUAUAAUAAAAAUGCGAAAUGUG
Molecule: messenger RNA, 4266 nt
Organism: Scylla paramamosain (green mud crab)
Lineage: Eukaryota; Metazoa; Arthropoda; Malacostraca; Decapoda; Portunidae
Product: low-density lipoprotein receptor-related protein 8-like
Exons: 8
Coding region: 2425-3126 (233 amino acids)
Biological process (GO): receptor-mediated endocytosis
Cellular component (GO): plasma membrane; apical plasma membrane; signaling receptor complex
Molecular function (GO): hormone binding; calcium ion binding
Source: RefSeq, a predicted model, not a curated record